Molecule: messenger RNA, 2688 nt
Organism: Aphis gossypii (cotton aphid)
Lineage: Eukaryota; Metazoa; Arthropoda; Insecta; Hemiptera; Aphididae
Exons: 6
Coding region: 1-2688 (895 amino acids)
Molecular function (GO): nucleic acid binding
Source: RefSeq, a predicted model, not a curated record
AUGCCGAAAGAAGGAAACACGCUCAAAUUCAAGGCGUGGUGUAAGACGGGUCGCCUGCCGUUCGUGGUAUACGCUGACUUUGAAGCCCUACUACUGAAAACGGGGCGAAAACAAGGUGAAAAUACCACUGCGAUACACGAACACCAUCCAAUGAGCUACGGGUACCAUGUUGUCGCGGUGGAGGGGGUGCCGACAGAGUUGCUCGACCAGUUCGACAUACCGCGAGCUCCGGUCAUUUUCCGCGGUUCAGCUACUCAGGACGAUGUUGCCAAACGCUUUGUCAGCGACGUACUCGGCGUGACCAAAAAGAUAGCAAGAUUAUAUAAGGAAGUAAAUGUACCGAUUAUUAUGAGUGUUGAGGAUUGUCACGUGCAUGACUUCAAGACAAUGUGCGACUUGUGCAAUUGUACGUUUAGCGAACGCAAUUGUAACACUGCACACCACGACCACUUGUCGGGACGUUUUCUAAAAACAUUAUGCAAUACGUGCAACCUUAAGUUGAAAACACCGAAUUUUGUACCGUGCUAUCUGCAUAAUCUGUCCAACUACGACGCCCAUUUUAUCGUAACGAAUUUGGCGUGCGACGGCGACAACAAUCGAAUAUCGGUAAUAGCGAACACCGAGGAGAAAUAUAUUUCGUUCUCGAAGUAUAUUAACAACUCGUUCUCCGUUAGGUUUCUAGACACGUGUCGAUUCAUGGCGUCAAGCUUGGCGCACUUAGCGGAGAACCUCACCUCCGCGAACUUUGAUAAGUUUCGUGAAGUCGCGAAAGUGUUCGCCCCGUCGGAGAUGGAGUUGGUUACGCGGAAAGGCGUAUAUCCGUAUGAAUAUACAGAUUCGUGGGAUAAAUUGGACCCUACGUCGCUACCGGAUAAGUUCCAAUUCUACAGCGCGUUGACGGAGACGCACGUGAGUGACGAGGAUUAUAGUCACGCGACCAGGGUCUGGAAUCAUUUCGGCUGCACCUCACUCGGCGCUUAUAGCGAUUUAUACCUUAAAGUCGACGUGUUGUUAAGCGCCGACGUGUUUGAGAAUUUCAGGGAUAUAUGUAUGGCCACAUAUCACCUCGACCCCGCACAUUACUUCACGUUACCCGGAUUCAGUUUUGACUGCAUGUUAAAGUUCACGAAAGUUCAACUUGAACUUUUAACUGAUUUCGAGAAAGUUUUGUUUUUGGAGUCUGGUACACGCGGUGGUCUGGUGCAGGCGAGCAAGCGCCACGCGCGCGCCAACAAUCUCGAGACGCCUGGAUACAAUGCCGACGAACCUAAAACGUCGCUCAUAUACUUAGAUGCAAACAAUUUGUACGGGUACGCGAUGUGUCAGUUUAUGCCGAUUGGAGAUUUCGUAUGGUACACGGGGAAUCCCGAGGUCGCGCUGGCCCAGUUAGAGUGGAUGCGCGCGACGGACGAUGUGGGUAGAUUUUACGAAGUGGAUAUAAUAUACCCGGAGGAUCUACACGACGCCCACAACGAUAUGCCGUUUUUGCCUCACGCCAGCAUUCCGCACGUGUCGACUGUCCGAAAGUUGAUGGUCACAUUUCUGCGGAAAGAACACUACGUGGUGCAUUAUAUGAAUUUAAAACAGGCCAUGACCCACGGCGUCGUAGUCGAAAAGACGCACAGGGUGUUAGAGUUCCGACAAUCCCCAUGGCUGGCUCCGUACAUUAAUCUCAACACGGACUUGCGGAAGCAGGCGAAAAAUAAAUUUGAAGAAAAGUUUUUUAAGGAUUUAAAUAAUUCAGUGUACGGGAAAACUUUCGAGAAUAUGCGUUUACGAUUUGAUUUGGAGCUUGUAUCGUGUCCAGUCCGAAUGCGGAAACUGAUAAACCACCCGACGUUCAAAUACUGCACGACUUACAAUGAAAAUCUUUCGGUCGUCACGCAGCAUAAUAAAGAAGUCGAUUUUUGUAAGCCGAUAUACAUAGGAUUUGCUGUACUGGAACUGAGUAAAGUUUUAAUGUACGGAUUUCAUUAUGACGUUAUGAAACGACAUUACGGAGAUAAGAUCGAGCUGCUUUAUACCGAUACUGAUUCACUAUUCUACCUCGUGAUGACCAACGAUUUCUUCGCUGACCUGAUAAAAAAUCCUAAUUUGAUGCGGUUUAUGGACACCUCAAAUUUCGCACACGAUCACAAGUGCUAUACAGCUGCUCGGAAGCGCAUUCCAGGACUUUUUAAAUUCGAGUGUGGCUCCAGAACCGUUUACGAAUUUGUAGCUUUGCGCGCCAAGUCUUAUGCGUACGACGUGGAAGAAGAGAUUACCAUUCGCGCGAAGGGUGUUAUGAGGCACGUGAUUCGUAAUCACCUCACUUUCGCCGACCAUAAGCGGUGCUUAUUAGGUGACGUGGACGACAAUGCAGAAUCCGACGAGUGUGACAAUGAGUUCGACGCAAAUAUGGGGAAAAUGAUCGCAGCCGAUUCCGCACUGAAAGCUUCGCCACCAUUAUUCCUCGAGUCUUAUGAUCCGCGUGACUUCAUGCUUACUGUAGCUGCAGAACACAGUGAACCCAGCGUCGAUUAUUCGCUCGGGUUUCAUGCCGGACAACAAUUUCCGUGGAAAUCACCCGAUUCAAGUCCGCCAUUGCAACAGUCUACGCAGGAGAUGUCGAGCUGGAAUUCACCGUCCAUCCUAAAUUUAUUAUCUGCACAAUUCCCCAACGAUAGAGAAAUAUUAAGUGAGUCUUAA